UACUAGUAGAGCAUAAGAGUCAGACAGAGACAGAGAGAGGGAGAGAGGAGCAUGGAGGCGGCGGCGAAGACGAGCGUUGUGUGCGUGACCGGCGCAGGGGGUUUCGUCGCCUCGUGGCUCGUCAAGCUCCUCCUCUCCAAGCCCCACUACACCGUCCGCGGCACCGUGCGCGAUCCCGGUAAUGCCAAGAAUUCUCAUCUCAAGGCGCUAGAAGGUGCUGGGGAAAGGCUGCAGCUGCUUAGCGCUGACCUGAUGGACUACGACAGCAUUGCGUCGGCGGUUGCCGGCUGUGAGGGCGUCUUCCAUGUUGCUAGCCCUGUCCCUUCUGGCAGAUCAACGAAUCCCGAGGAAGAAGUUAUAGCCCCUGCUGUAACAGGCACACUGAAUGUGUUGAAGGCUUGCUACGAGGCAAAAGUUAAGCGAGUUGUCAUAGUGUCUUCAUGUGCCGCUGUGUUCAAUAAUCCUAACUGGCCUAAGGGCAAAGUAUUUACUGAAGACAGCUGGUCAGACGAGGAUCUCUGCAGAAAGGGUGAGGACUGGUAUUUGCUUUCCAAAACGCGUGCAGAGCGUGAGGCUUUUGCUUAUGCAGCAAAAACUGGGCUGGAUGUUGUAGCCAUUUUACCAUCGUUGGUACUUGGCCCCUUGAUGCAGUCUACAGUGAAUGCGAGCAGCAAAAUUCUCCUUAAAUAUCUCAAAGGAGAACAUGAGACUGUGGAAAAUAGAAGCUGGAAUCUGGUAGAUGUUCGUGAUGUUGCCGAUGCUCUUCUUCUGGCAUAUAAAAAUCCAGCGGCAUCUGGACGGUACAUCUGCAGUCCAGUACGAAUAAAAGUCUCUGAUGUCAUAAGCUUUCUGAAGACCUUAUAUCCAACAUACACUUAUCCCAAAAACUUUACGGAGGUGGAAGAAGGUAACGUUAUGAGUUCAGAGAAACUUCAGAAGCUAGGGUGCACCUUCAGGCCUGUAGAGAAGACCCUCGGAGACAGCGUCGAAUCCUACAAAGCAUCUGGCAUCCUGAAAUGAGCAUCCAACUAGGGAAAGUAAUAAUGCUUGCAAACUCCUUCUGGUUCAUGUAAGCAGUGAAACAAAAUAAGUUGGUGACACAAUCAUCAAGGGAAUCAUGUGAAAUAAAAGAAACAUUGGAAUAUCAUGUGUGUUUUUAUUUCUGA
Molecule: messenger RNA, 1166 nt
Organism: Triticum dicoccoides
Lineage: Eukaryota; Viridiplantae; Streptophyta; Magnoliopsida; Poales; Poaceae
Product: cinnamoyl-CoA reductase 2-like
Exons: 6
Coding region: 52-1020 (322 amino acids)
Molecular function (GO): oxidoreductase activity, acting on the CH-OH group of donors, NAD or NADP as acceptor
Source: RefSeq, a predicted model, not a curated record